This is a messenger RNA of Seriola dumerili (greater amberjack), 828 nucleotides long. RefSeq names its product regulator of G protein signaling 20 (gene rgs20). NCBI's taxonomy places the organism in Eukaryota, Metazoa, Chordata, Actinopteri, Carangiformes, Carangidae. Bases 39 to 812 code for a protein of 257 amino acids. The record is from RefSeq and is a predicted model, not a curated record. The transcript has 5 exons.
CGUCUGCUCUGUGGGGGAUCAGACGCACCAGGGCCCUGAUGUGGCAGCGGAUACGGGGACUGGCCCGGGCCUGCCGGCAUGGUGCGGGGUACCCGGUGAACUACAAUGACCCGGACCGAGAGGAACAGGAGAUGGUGUGCCUUGAGCCCAUGGGAUCAGAGCGGAUGGAGAUGCGAAAGAGGCAGAUGUCGGUGCAGCAGGAGUCGGCAGUGGGGGGAACUGCACCGGCCCAGCAGGGCCAGCCGGGCCAGGCCAACCCACGGGGCUCAAAUGCAUGUUGCUUCUGCUGGUGCUGCUGCUGUAGCUGUUCCUGGAACGAAGACCGGGAUGAUAGGAACCGAAAGGCAUCUUAUGACGUCAAGGAAGGGACCUCAGACUGUGAAGACUGUCCUAAGCCCACAUUGGAGGAGGUGCGCUCCUGGGGGCAAUCGUUUGACAAGCUGAUGUGUUGCCCAGCGGGGAGGAACUCCUUCAGACAGUUUCUUCGCACUGAGUUCAGCGAGGAGAACAUGCUCUUCUGGUUAGCCUGCGAGGAGUUCUGCAAUGAGACCAAUAAGACUACGAUAGAGGAGAAGGCCCGGGUCAUCUAUGAGGACUACAUCUCCAUUCUCUCGCCGAAAGAGGUGAGCCUUGACUCCCGUGUGCGUGAAGCGAUCAACAGGAACAUGCUGGAGCCCAACUCGCACACAUUUGACGAUGCCCAGCUGCAGAUCUACACACUAAUGCAAAGAGACUCGUAUCCCCGCUACAUGAACUCCCCAGCCUACAAAAACCUGCUCAACACUCUGUCAGAGCAGUCCCCCGAAUCUUAGGGUGGUGAUGACCUGU